Messenger RNA from Closterium sp. NIES-65, 3417 nucleotides. The record is from the annotation of a GenBank genome assembly. Lineage: Eukaryota; Viridiplantae; Streptophyta; Zygnematophyceae; Desmidiales; Closteriaceae.
AUGGCUACCCCUAGUGUCCUCGCUUUUGACGCUGAGGGUCGGGCCAUUGACUUUGACGUCUGGGUAGAUGACCUGCAGCUUUUCCUACAAUGCGACAGGGCAGACGGUCUCUCCCUCUUUGACCUCACCUCUGGUGCCUCUCCUACCCCUGCUGCUGAUGCUGACGCCACUGUUCGCUCACAGUGGGCCACACGCGAUGCUGCUGCACGUCUUGCUGUGCGUCGCCACCUGCCUACCUCUCAGCGUGCGCACUUUAGCCAGUACAAGAGUGCUCAGACCUUGUACCACGCUGUAGUUGCGCGCUACUCCUCCCCUGCCACUGCUGCACUGAGCCGCCUCAUGCUACCGUACCUCUUUCCUGACCUUGCUGCCUUUCCCACAGUCGUUGACCUCAUUACGCAUCCCCGCACUAGUGACACUCGCUACCGCGCUGCGCUUCCUGCUGAGUUCUGCGCCAAGAACCCCCCCCCCCCCCCCCCCAUGUACAUCACCCUCUACUACAUAGUCACCCGACUCCCUGACUCUCUCCGCGUAGUGAGGGACCACUUCCUCUCAAUUUGCCCCACCACUCUCACCGUUGACCUCCUCGAGAAGGCCCUCCUAGCAGCAGAGAAGAGCAUAGUCGCUGUAGGAGCCUCUCGUGGUGACCCUCGCACCCCCGUCUUUGAGGGGUGUUCCCCCUCCCCCCUUUUGCCCUCUGUUGCCUCUGCUGCUGCGGCCGACCUCGUUGGUUUCGAGUCGGUCGGCGCUGCGUCUGCCCUGAGCAGGAGACGCCGCACCGGCAAGGGCAAAGGGGACAAGUGUGCUGGAGGGGCUGGCGGGGGUGGCGGAGGUGGCGGUGGAGGGAGUGGAGGGGGUGGGGGUGGUGGUGGGAGUGGUGGCGGGGGUGGAGGUGUCGGUGGCGGCAGUGGAGGCGGAGGCGGUGGCGGCGGUGGCGGUAGGAGCGGAGGUGGCGGAGGUGGCGGCGGUGGAGGAGGCGGCGGCAGAGGAGGUGGAGCUGGUCAGGGUGGUGCUGCGCAGAGGGUCGGCUCCGGUGGUGGUCAGCGCCAGCAGCAGCAGCAGCAGCGCACUCGUGACAUCCCCCCACCUCAGCAGCUCCGUGAGUGGUACGCUGCACGCCAGCGGGGUGGGGGUACUGGUCCGUGCACCUACGUCCUACGCACCGGCGACCGCACGGUGAUGAGGGUGACUGUUACCGGUGUUCCGCCCGACCCGGGCAUUGAGAUUGCUGCUCUAGGUAAUGGUGAGGCUGCUGCUCUAGGUGCUAGCGAGGCUGUUGCUCUAGGUUCUCAUGCGUCUGCUCCCUCAGGUGCUGGUGAGUCUGCUCUCUUAGGUACUACGUCGGCUUCGGCCUCCCACACCUUCACCCUUGACUCGGGGACUUCUCGCUCCUUCUUUCGAGACCGCACCUCACUCACGCCGCUUGGCCGGCCAGAUGCAAUCUCUCUGGCAGACCCUUCUGGGGGUCCUGUCCUUGCUCACUUCUCCACUGUCCUCCCGUGUCCGGCGGCCCCCUCUGGCACCCUGUCUGGUCUUUACCUCCCCUCAUUCUCUACGAACUUGGUGAGUGGUGCUGACCUACAGGAUGCGGGGGUUCACCAGUUCACUCCUGUGAGUCAGCGGGUGACCCACUGCACGUACGCUCGGACAGGCCGACGCCUGGCCACGUUUACACGUCGGCCGGGGUCGAGCCUGUACACACUGACCACUGCUUCUCCUCCAGUCACUGCGUCUGGUCAGGUAGCUGCGUCGGGUCAGGUGUUUGCUGCAGCGUCCAGGUCUGGUCCUGAGUCUGCCCCCUGCUCGUGUCGCCUCCUGUCUCACGAGACUCUCCUCUGGCACCACCGCCUUGGUCACCCCUCCCUGCUUCGUCUCCGAGGCAUGGCCUCCCGUGUCCUUGUCUCUGGUCUUCCCCGGUCCCUCCCUCCCCUUCCUCCGGGGCCUGGCCCUACCUGCGUCUCCUGUGUCGAGGGGCGCCAGCGGGCUGCCCCUCACUCCUCCCAGUUUCCUCCGACAGAGGCCCCGCUGCAGACGCUUCACAUGGACGUGUGGGGCCCGGCCCGCGUCCGUGGACAGGAUCACGAGCACUACUUCCUGCUGGUGGUUGACGACUACUCGCGUUACACCACAGUCUUCCCCUUGCGCAGCAAGUGUGACGUCAAUGCGGUGUUGAUCGACUGGAUCCGCGCAGCUCGUCUCCAGCUCAGGCAGAGCUUCGACUCGGACUUUCCUGUUCUGCGUCUGCACUCUGACAGAGGCGGAGAGUUCUCCUCUGGCCUUCUGCGAGCCUACUGUCGUGCACGAGGCAUCCGCCAGACCUUCACGCUUCCGGACUCUCCACAGCAAAAUGGGAUUGCUGAGCGCCGCAUUGGCAUGGUCAUGGAUGUCGCCCGUACGUCCAUGAUGCAUGCGGUUGCCCCCCAUUUUCUGUGGCCGUUUCCGGUUCGAUACGCGGCGCAUCAGAUCAACCUUCACCCCAGGGUCUCCAUGCCGGAGACCUCCCCAGCUUUGCUGUGGACGGGGAAGGUUGGCGAUGCGUCUGCGUUCCGUGUCUGGGGAUCUCGGGCGUUUGUCCGCGACUUGUCUGCGGACAAGCUGUCCCCUCGUGCUGCUCCUUGCGUCUUCCUUUGCUUCCCCCCUGACGCGCCAGCGUGGCAGUUCUACAACCCCACCUCUCGCCGUGUUCUGUCCUCCCAGGACGUCACGUUUGACGAGUCGGUCCCCUACUACCGCCUCUUCCCCUACCGCACUCCGUCCCUCCCCCCGCCACCGCUCUUCCUUGUGCCAGGUCCCCCCCCGGUAGACCCCCUCCCCCCUCAGGGUCCUGCCCCUUCAGGUGUGUCCCACGUAGACGCAGUCGAGCCUGUCGAGGUUAUUGGUGACUCUGGUGCUGAUGAGGGUGCUGAGCCUAGGGGUUCCGACUCUCGGGGUGCUGAGCGUGUGGGUGCUACGCCUCGGGGUGCUGAGCCUGAGGGUGCUACUAAUGGGGGUGCUGAGCCUGGGGGUGCUGAGCCUGGGGGUGCUACCACUGAGGGUGCUGAGCCUGGGGGUGCUGAGCCUUGGGGUGCUACGCAUGGGGGUGCUGAGCGCAUGGGGGUGCUACGCCUGGAGGUGCUGAGCCUGGGGGUGCGGAGCCUGAGGGAGCUAGGCCUGCUCGUGUGGCGUCUGGCGGUGCUGGGCGUGGAGGUUCUCCGGGUGCUUCGUCUCGGCGGGAGCCACUCUCUCCACAGGAGCUGCGCGAGUGGUUUGCCCGGCGCUGGAGGCGUGCUGCCGGAGCUGGAGGUUCUUCGGCUGUUGAGGGUGCUGGUGCCGCGGGUCCCGGAGGUGCUCGUACUGGGAGUACUGGAGCUGCUGGGCCUGCCGGUACGACUGGAGUUGGAGCUGCUGAGGGUGUUUGCGCUGAGGCUACUGUCCUAG